Molecule: messenger RNA, 3290 nt
Organism: Pelodiscus sinensis (Chinese soft-shelled turtle)
Lineage: Eukaryota; Metazoa; Chordata; Testudines; Trionychidae
Source: RefSeq, a predicted model, not a curated record
GUUCACCUGCUAGAACCACAGCCUACCCCCCCGCCCCGUGGCAUUACGCUGGGUGGACUUUACUACACCUGCCUGUUCUCCAGCCCAGCCCUGGCACCUUCCCGUCUAGUCACACAUCCUCAGCAGACAAACAGGAGAGAGGGAGCGAGACAGCUGCACAGCCUCCGAGCAGGAGGCAGCAGCGCUGUGAGGACAGCCGGCAGAGAGCCGAGUCGCUGGCCAGAGGUGGUGAGGAGCGUGGUAGCUGCCCCGGAAUGGAUGUGGGCCUGCUGGAGAUCCCGGCAGAGCUGGCGGCCCUCCUGCACUCUGCCAAAGGCAAGCACCAUGUCCAGGCCAAUCAGAUCACUGAGGUUUCACCUCCAGAGGUCAAGGCCAAGUGCGAUCUCUCCCUCCCACCCAACAUCAACCACUCGCUCUUCUCUGCCUUCAUCAGGUCUCACUUCCAGGAGCCCAACUUCCCUGCCCUGGGGCAGCCCCUGCAGCAGCCCUUAACCCGCCUGGAGGGCGAGGACAAGAAGAGCGCUUUGGAGAUCAACAAGCUGAUCCUGCGGUUCAUCGGGGAUAGGAACCUCGAGAGCUGGCAGGAAGUGCUCCUAGGUAACUACGUCGCCAGCCGAGGACUGGGCAACCCGGCCUUGCGCGAUGAGAUUCUGAGUCAGGUGCUCAGCCAGGUGUGGAAGAACCCAGAUGCGGAGCAGAGCCAGCGAGGCUACGCCCUGCUGGCUGCCUUUCUGAGCGCGUUCGCCCCUUCGCCAGAGCUGGAGAAGCCCCUGCUGAAGUUCGUGUCAGACCACGGGCUGGAGGGCUACAAUGCCGUCUGCCAGCGCAAGAUCCUCACAGCAAUGCAGCAAACCGAGACGAGCCCGGAGGUCUCCCGUGCCCACCCUCCCACCCUCUUGGAGUGGACCGCCAACCAGAGGAGAGGGAAGAUGGUUCUGGACGUCUUCACCUAUAAUGAGGAGAGGUUCUCUGCCGAAGUGGAGUCCUGGACGACAGCAGAACAAUACGCAGGCUGGAUCCUGGGUUCAAGGGGCUUGGAUAAGGAUCCUCGAGGGUGGGCCAUCUCCAUGCUGUCAGGUGAGGUGUGGCAGGACCUGCUGGGCUGCGACUUCAUGCUGGACCUCAUUGGAGAGAUGGAGGAGGCUGGCCACUCUUCAGCUGACUAUCCCAUCACACCCGAGCAGGGCGGUGGCCCCUUCCAGAGCCCUUCUUUGGACGGGACGGAGUGGGACAUCCCUCCAGCACCAGGCAUUCAGGCGCCCUCUCUCCCUCCGCCAUUCCUGCCGCCGUCCCUCGACGCCGAGAGCGUCUACUCAGGAGCAGUGGGUGGCCUGAGGUCCCCCAAAGGCCUAGAGCACUAUGUGGAUAACCUCUUCGACCCUGUGCUCCACCAAGGGUCCAGAGUGCCCGGUUUGGAGAAUGGAAGGAGCCUGACUGAACGCAUGAAAGGAGGAGGAAAGAUCGGACCCACCCAGCAAGGAGCCUUUCCUUCUGCAGGCUACCCUGGACUGAUGCAAGUCCCAGCUUACCAGCCCAUGCCAAUGAUGGGUGGAAUGAUGGCAGCCCCCAUGCCGAUGAUGCCAGCGCUAGGCGGGAUGCCACCCAUGCCAGCCAUGAUGGCGCCUCAGCCAGUGAUCCCAGCUGUGGAUCCCAAUCAGCUCGCAGCACAACAAGCCUUUAUCAACCAGCAGGCCCUGCUCAUGGCUCAGCAGAUGACCCUUCAGGCCAUGACGAUUUCCCAGCAGCAGCAGCAGCAGCAGCAGCAGCAGUAUUGUCUGAACUUCUUUAUGCACGCUGACCCAGAAGAGCAGCUGACGGACACUGACGAGGACUCAGUGUCCCCAGACACCUUCCAGCGGAAGAUGGAGUACUUCCAGCGAAUGGGAGAGCAAAACAUCCGGGUGAAGAAAGCCAGGUCCCCUUCCAAGAGCUCUGCAAGGACCCCUCCAGGAAAUGCACAGCCGGCGGAAGAGAGGUCCAGCCCAGAACCAGAGAGAGCCGCUGAGCCCCCGGCGCCCCCUCCCGCACCAAAGCAGAAAGUGCAAGGGAAGAAGGAGAAGGAACCGCACCCUGGGGUGGCUGCCUUUCGGCCACCAAAGAGAGAGCCCAGCCGGGAGAUUCGCAACAUCAUUAAGAUGUACCAGAGCCGUCCAGGCCCGGAGCCACAGCCCAUCGAGCCUGUCAGGAGGCCGUCCAAGACCUUCCUGAAGAAGAAUGACCCCAAGAACGAAGCGCUGACCAAGCUGGGGAUUAUAAGCCUGGAGCCCCCAAAUUCGGCAUCCUCUCCAGAGAAGAGCCCCAAAGGGGCUCCACCCCCUCCGGCCAGAGCUGAAGGACAACGUGGCCCUUCGAGAUGUUGCACGCCGCCCUCCUGUCCUGGGAGUCUGUGGCUGGGGCCGCAGCACUCCCACGGUGCCCAGAGCUCCCCUCACUGCCCUCUCCCCCCUCCAGGCACUGCUCGGGACCUGGCAGAAGAAGAAGCCGGCAUCAAGACGCAGUUCUACAAGCUCACUGCCAGCGUCAGCUUCUCGUAUGCUGCCACACCCUGGAAAUUCUUCCUACGCAAAGAGGUGUUUUAUCCCAAAGAAAACUUCAGUCACCCGUAUUACUUGAACCUGCUGUGUGAGCAGAUCAUGAAAGACACCUACUCUGAGUCCUGCAUCCGGAUCUCCAAGGAGGAGAGGCUCAAGAUGAAAGACUUGUUGGCGGAGUUCCGGGUCGGCAAGGAGGCCUCCUUCAGUCUAGAGGACGGGAUAAAGAAGAGGAUUGUGGUGGCUGCUCGGGAUAAUUGGGCCAAUUAUUUCUCCCGGCUCUUCCCAGUCAAGGGGGAACACGGAAGUGACGUGAAGCUCCUGGGUGUUUCUCACCGGGGACUCCGGCUGCUGAAGAUGGCAAACGAGCCCGGGUUCAGCCCGAAAUACCUGAAAACCCUUGGCCAGUACAGUUUUGCAGACGUGCUGUUAGUGGAGCUGAAGGGCAGCCACAGCCUGGAGUUCUCCAUGAAGAACGAGCAGCUGAUCCUACACUCAGCGAAGGCCCCGCAGGUCAAGGCCAUGGUGGAGCUUUUCCUCCAGGAGCUGAAGCAGGACUCCGACUACGUUAUCGCUCUGCGCAGCUACGUCACGGAUGACAAGAGCCUCUUGAGCUUCAAGAAGAAUGACCUCAUCCUGUUACUGCCCAUGCAGGGGCUGGAGCCGGGCUGGCAGUUCGGCUCCAUUGGCGGCCGCUCCGGCCUCUUCCCCGCUAGCAUGGUGCAGCCUGCGGCAGCCCCUACUUACCACAACACCCAC